This is a messenger RNA of Larimichthys crocea (large yellow croaker), 1737 nucleotides long. Its product is annotated as zona pellucida sperm-binding protein 3. Lineage: Eukaryota; Metazoa; Chordata; Actinopteri; Sciaenidae. Bases 106 to 1719 code for a protein of 537 amino acids. Gene Ontology annotation, cellular component: extracellular matrix. The transcript is spliced from 10 exons. The record is from RefSeq and is a predicted model, not a curated record. Gene Ontology annotation, biological process: binding of sperm to zona pellucida; positive regulation of acrosome reaction; egg coat formation. Gene Ontology annotation, molecular function: acrosin binding.
CGCCUGCACUUUAAAAUGCUCCACCACUCAGGCUGGUUUGCUGUCUAGUGGGUCAAAGAGGAGUGUUUGCAUUCUGGACCAGUUUGCUGGUUUUGAGUUACAUUCAUGGAGACUGUUUAUUUUUGGGUCAACCUCCUUGUUGGACUCUUAUUAUCAGGAUUCUGCGUUAGGUCGUCUUUAGCUUUUCCACCCAAACAUUACACACAGCAUGCUUUACUUCAAAGACCUCAGCUCACCAGGCGCACGGUGCAGGAGGAACAAAAGGCUCCAGCUGAGGGACGAGAGCAGGUGAACACUGUCGGAGUGACUUGCCAUCCAGACUCGUUGGAGAUUGUUAUCAAAGCUGACAUGUUUGGAGUCGGAGCUCCUGUGAAUGCUGAUGAGUUACGCCUUGGAGUGGAGCACAGUGAUUUCUGUAGAGCAACCUCGUCUUUAGGAGAUGAGUACAGGAUCAUUGCUGGGCUACUCGACUGUGGCACCAAACACUGGAUGACCCAAGACUCCCUGGUCUACACAAACCUCCUCAUAUACUCCCCUGUGGCCUCUCCAGAUGGAGUGAUUCGAAUGGAUGAGGCUGUGAUUCCCAUUGAGUGUCAUUAUGAAAGGAAGUACAGUUUGUCCAGUUCUUCCAUUGCACCCACCUGGAUCCCCUUCAUGUCUACCCAAGCUGCAGUGGAAACCUUAGAGUUUGACUUGAGAAUCAUGACCGAUGACUGGCUAUAUGAAAGAAGCUCUAAUGUGUUUUACCUCGGUGAGCCCAUCAGCAUCGAGGCAUCCCUGAGAAUCGGACAUCACAUGGGACUCCGAGUAUUUAUGAACAGCUGUGUGGCCACACUUUACCCAGACACAUACUCUGUCCCCAGAUAUGUCUUCAUUGAAAAUGGCUGCUUGGUUGACUCCCACAUUCCAGGUUCAAGGUCCCAUUUCUUAUCCAGGACCCAGGAUGACAAGCUUCACUUGGUCAUUGAUGCCUUUAGGUUUUAUAAUGAGGACAGGGGACAGCUCUACAUCACAUGUCACCUGAACGCUGUACCAGUAAAUAAUGCAGAGGCACCAAGUAAAGCAUGCACUUUUCUAAAUGGAAGAUGGCGGUCAGCUGAUGGGAAUGACUACUUAUGUGGACAUUGUCAAAGCCAAAAUGAAAUUGACCAAACCCGCAGUAAGCCCAGCAAAACUGACCAGUUCAGUCCUCGAGGGUUUGGGAAGCCGGACAAACCAGAAACCUUCUGGAGGAGCGGACUGGAGACCAAUAAAGUGUGGGAACAGGAGGCGACAGUGGGUCCAAUGGUGGUCUUACCAGCCAUGAAGAAAAGUGGGCCUAUACCUGAUGAAGAGCUUCCUCCAGUUCUCAAAAAAAUCAGCAGACCUCUGUACGGCAGCCAGUGGAGAAGUGGAGUAAAUGAGAAGAGUGUUGAUCUGGAGAAGGGACUGCUUCCUGGUCCAUCUGCACCAGACCAGGUGGAAGUUCAGACUGUUGCUCCUGAAGAGAAUAAAGAUGUUAAAAGUGGGACAGAUCUAACAGACGGAGAUGCAGAAAGUGAAGUUGAGGCACCUCUAGAAGAGUCUGCGGUCACCUUGAAGUCAAAAGAUGUCGCAGUGCUGGACACGAACGGCACAUCAGCACUCAGUGACGUCGGCCCCGCUGCUCAGUUGGAUGUGACAACGCUGUCAAAUGCAAAUGCUACAGACCUUUCACAUACAGAUGACCCAAAGAGAUAAUAAACAAUUAAAACUACA